AUGGCUGGUUAUGAGUCUCUGGAGAGACUUUGGAUCGCGACCAUUAUGACUGAGAGUCUCAUGACCAUGACCGUUGUGAAUGAGAAAGUUGUGACUGAGAUGGUACCGCUAUUUCAAAGUCCCACAUCAAGACUCUACCGGGCUAGACAGGCAAUCUGCCUUUCAAGCUUGAAACAGGGUAGAUAUGUUAGCGUGGGAGAGUUGGAUGAUGUGCAGCUAUUUUACUACUUCAUUGAGUCGGAGGGCAAUCCAAAGGAGGACCCUCUUAUGCUUUGGCUUACUGGAGGACCUGCUUGUUCUAGUUUUAGUGGCCUUUAUGAAAUAGGUCCAUUAAUUUUUAACACACAAGAUUUCAAUGGAAAUUUACCCAGGCUUACAUUGAAACCAUACUCAUGGACAAAGGUGGCCAGCAUAAUAUUUUUAGAUGCACCAUUUGGCACUGGAUUUUCCUAUGCCAACAACUCGAAAAGUUAUGUCAUGGAUGAUAAAAUUUUCACAGCACAAACCUAUGAAUUUUUGAGAAAGUUCUUCGAAUUGACUCAAGGGUACGUGCUUGGAAACCCUGUAACGAGUCAACAUGAUGAUGCAAAUUCCAUAGUCGAAUUUGCUCAUCAUGUGGCACUUAUAUCAGACCAACUCUAUAAGGUAAAUUACCCUCCUUUCUUCUACAUAGAAGCACUAUAA
Cornus florida is the source of this 684-nucleotide messenger RNA. Its product is annotated as serine carboxypeptidase-like 18. The record is from RefSeq and is a predicted model, not a curated record. Bases 1 to 684 code for a protein of 227 amino acids. The transcript has 6 exons. Gene Ontology annotation, biological process: proteolysis; secondary metabolic process. Gene Ontology annotation, molecular function: acyltransferase activity, transferring groups other than amino-acyl groups; serine-type carboxypeptidase activity. Lineage: Eukaryota; Viridiplantae; Streptophyta; Magnoliopsida; Cornales; Cornaceae.